AUCCAUCAGAUCAUUUUUGCUUUCUUUCUUUCUUUCUUUUCCCAAUUUGCUCGCUCGACAAUCAAGCGUCAAACAAAACAUCAUCAAUCAAUCAAUCAUGGAUGAAGAGUACGAUGUGAUAGUUCUAGGGACUGGUCUUAAGGAAUGCAUCCUCAGCGGCCUUCUCUCAGUUAAUGGGCUAAAGGUUCUGCACAUGGAUCGCAAUGAUUAUUAUGGGGGUGCUUCCACUUCUCUUAACCUUAACCAGCUAUGGAAGCGAUUCAGAGAAAACGAUAAGCCUCCAGAGAGCCUGGGAGCAAGCAAGGAGUACAACGUCGACAUGGUACCUAAGUUCAUUAUUGCCAACGGGAAUUUGGUUCGAGUUUUGAUCCAUACUGGUGUUACCAAGUACCUAAACUUCAAAGCUGUCGAUGGCAGUUACGUGUAUAACAAGAAUAAGAUCCACAAAGUUCCUGCAAAUGAUGUGGAGGCACUGAAAUCCCCACUGAUGGGGCUUUUCGAGAAGCGUCGAGCUCGAAAGUUCUUCAUCUAUGUCCAAGAUUACGAGGAUAGUGAUCCUAAAUCCCACGAGGGCUUGGAUUUGACCAAAGUCACCGCCAGAGAGAUUAUUUCCAAAUAUGGGUUGGAAGAUGACACAAUCGACUUCAUUGGACACGCAUUAGCUCUAUACCAUGAUGACAGUUAUUUGGAUCAACCCGCUUUUGAUUUUGUCAAGAGAAUAAAGCUUUAUGCGGAAUCUUUGGCCCGUUUUCAAGGAGGGUCGCCCUACAUCUAUCCACUCUAUGGACUAGGCGAGCUGCCUCAGGCAUUUGCACGCUUAAGUGCAGUGUAUGGUGGGACGUAUAUGCUUAACAAGCCAGACUGCAAGGUGGAAUUUGACGAAAGCGGGAAAGCAAUUGGUGUGACUUCCGAGGGAGAGACCGCCAGAUGCAAGAAAGUUGUGUGCGACCCUUCUUAUCUCUCUGACAAGGUCAAAAAGGUGGGCAGAGUUGCUCGUGCUAUAUGCAUAAUGAGUCACCCAAUCCCAAAUACGCAUGACUCUCAUUCCGUCCAGCUGAUUCUACCGCAGAAGCAACUUGGUCGUAAAUCAGAUAUGUACCUGUUUUGUUGCUCUUAUGCCCACAAUGUGGCGGCCAAAGGGAAGUACAUUGCCUCCGUCUCGACCGAGGCAGAGACUGAUAAUCCUGAGGCGGAACUAAAGCCGGGCGUCGACUUACUUGGCCCCUUGGAUGAGAUCUUCUACGACAGCUACGAUAGAUAUGUUCCUACAAACACUGCACAUCAUGAAGAGGAUAACUGCUUCAUAUCCACUGUAACCAUCUUCCUUCCGCCCAUCAUCUUGUUCUUAACCAUAUACACUAUCUACGCAUUCAGUCCUAAAACCAUCCCGAUUCAUCAUUUGCAGAGUUACGAUGCAACGUCUCACUUUGAGACGACAGUAGACGAUGUUAUUGAGAUGUACAGUAAAAUCAUUGGAAAGAAUCUUGAUUUGUCCGUAGACUUGAGUGACGCAAGUGCUGCCGCUGAUGACUGA
This is a messenger RNA of Linum tenue, 1534 nucleotides long. NCBI's taxonomy places the organism in Eukaryota, Viridiplantae, Streptophyta, Magnoliopsida, Malpighiales, Linaceae. The record is from the annotation of a GenBank genome assembly.